AUACUGAGUAAAGGCAGCGGAGGGUAUCCGCCUAAGGCUGGGUGGUACAGCCGCAGUGAGUACAGUGGAUUCCCAAGUCUCAGUUUUGAGGAGCUCCCCACCCCCAUCUCUUGAAGUUACCGGCUGUGGGAAGAGGUUGCCUGAUUUCUGGGGCUCCCGGCGAAGUCUGUUCUGUAGUCUAGAGGGCUGGGGUAUCCUCCUGUGAGCACUUUCAGUUCUUUGUGAGCGCCAGAAACCGAGGGACUCUUGCUGUCUACCUGCCGCCCAUGCUGACCGGCCCUUUCCCAUAUUACUCUAUUGAGGUAAUGUGGAAGAAACGUGAACACUAAGAAAUGGAAACGCUAAGAGGGAAUGCUCCCAAAUUCAUUUUAAUUCUUUGCUGUUUUGUUUUGCUUUCAACAUUUUUUAAAUUUGCCAACAUUUAUUAAAUUUCUCUAGUGUGUUCACUGAGGACUUCUUGUGUGCCGCCUUUACCAUGAGACUAGCACAUAUACCUUCUUAGAGGUCAUCACCGCUCGGGUUCAUUUUCGGAUUCUUUUUUCUUAAUGCUAUUAUAUAUUCAUUGAUUUAAGAUAUAAGUGUAUAUCAUGAAACCUGUAACACAUGUUCCAUCCUUGUCUGUAUACUUACACGUGAGAUUCUUGGGGCGUUUUGAAUGAAAAUGAAAAUAUAUGCUUCAUGAGGAUUGUAUUGUAAUCAUGAUUUACUCAACUAAAUAUUAAAGAACUUAGAAACGUACUUGCGUAUUUCUUCGAUCCUGCAAACUAAUGAAUCGUCAUCAAUAUUUUUAUUAAGCCUAUCCGAGAAGGCCCACUUCUUGUUCAGUGGAUGAUGGCAUUUGAGCAGAUACCAAAGAAGGAUUGGUACAGCAUUCUGGGGGCAGACCCAUCUGCAAGUAUGUCAGACCUAAAACAAAAGUAUCAAAAACUCAUAUUACUGUAUCAUCCAGAUAAACAAAGUGCAGAUGUGCCAGCAGGAACAGUGGAGGAAUGUAUACAGAAGUUCAUCGAAAUUGAUCAGGCAUGGAAAAUUCUAGGGAAUGAAGAGACAAAAAAGGAGUAUGACCUGCAGCGGCAGGAUGAUCACACUUUUUCUCUGAGUUGCCGAUGUGGUGGAAAAUACAGUGUUUCCAAGGAUGAAGCAGAAGAAGUUACCCUGAUUUCUUGUGAUACAUGUUCACUAAUAAUAGAACUCCUUCAUUAUGGCUGAAAUUGUUCACUAAAUGGGAUCCUUUAACUCUGUAUUCAUACAUGUUGAAGAGCACCCAUUCAAGUAAAUGUAUAAAGCUGAUAAAAAGAAGCAGGAUUCUUUUUUUGUCAGCUCUUUUAUUUGCAGAGAAAAUAGAAGACUCAAGCGAGGGCCACCCUAGGUUAAUAGAAAAUGAACUCAGUUAUUUAUAUGUAUUUAUAAUUUAUAUUUGUAGAUCACACAAAAAAAAACUUGAAUUAUAAAUUAUAUUUUGUGAAUUCCCAUCUGAGAACUUUGUUCUCCCAAGGAGAACAUUUUCUCCUUGGUACAAAAUAAGAAUUUUCCUUUUCUUCAAAUAAGCAUGUCUCCUCUUGUUAAGCGUCACAGUAUCAUCAUGUUCCUUUAUAGUUACUAAGUUUCUGAAGUAACAUGAAAUUUAUUUGUGCUAAAGUUAUCAGCCUGUUGUACAAGUAUCUCAAAUUCUCAGGCCAUUAGAAUUAAAUUAGAAUCUUUGUGAAUAGCAUGUGAACCUAGUUGUCUCAUAACUAGGACUGGAUAUGGAUAUUCAUGAAGUUACCUUCAGGAAGGUAAAGUGGCAACUGUGGAAAAGACAGCUUUGGAGUCAAAAGACUUGACUCCGGUCCUGGCACUAUCUUCCCUGAGUCUUCGUGUGGCUACAUUAAAGGGAGUAAGGCUUGAACACUGCCAUCUUCAACUUUAAAUGUAACUUAGGAAGUGGCAGUUUUUUUUUAAAUAUUAAUUUGAAACAGAUGCAUUGCUUUCCUUUUUAUUUCAAAGUCUAAGAGUAUUAAUGUCUCCAUUUAUGAAUAGAGAACCACUACAUUGCUGGUAUGACCAAAUGGACUUUUAUAAUGUUAUUAUUGAUUAUAAUACUCUCUAAAGAUUUUAUUUUUCUUUGCAUUUGAUAAUCUAUGUACAGUAUAAGUCAGAACUCAUUUUUAAAAAAUCUGAGAAAUCCUUUAUGGGAUCACUGAAACUUCAUUACCUAAUUUCAAAUGAGUGAACCAAGCAUGUGACUUAGCAGUUUUUUAUUAGGUUGAACUCCUGGUAUUUAUUAUUAGUUUGGACUUACAAGACUAGUUACUACUCUGACUUGUAAAUGUAGCUAAAGUAUAAGGCAUAUUCAAGAGAUUACUUUCAUCAUAGCUAUAAAACCAAAAGUUCAAAAGUGAGGUUGUCACCCAGGUUUUUUCCCUAAAAAUAUUUUUAUAUUUAUCAUAAAAUUUAGAGGACUU
Molecule: messenger RNA, 2444 nt
Organism: Panthera uncia (snow leopard)
Lineage: Eukaryota; Metazoa; Chordata; Mammalia; Carnivora; Felidae
Gene: DNAJC24
Product: DnaJ heat shock protein family (Hsp40) member C24
Exons: 3
Coding region: 829-1209 (126 amino acids)
Biological process (GO): positive regulation of ATP-dependent activity
Molecular function (GO): ferrous iron binding; ATPase activator activity
Source: RefSeq, a predicted model, not a curated record